ACAACUGCAGUAUCCUAUUGUUAGCAAAUUUCAGCAUUGAUCUCUUCUCUUCUCUUCUCUUCUAUUCUAUUGUCAUUUUCUCUCAUUCUCUCACAAUACCCUUUUGGUCUUUUUUCUUGUUUAGAAACCUUGCACUUUUUAUUCACCAUUUCAUACAUUUUCACUUCAAAAAACUCUUCAUUUUUUGAAGAAAAUUUAUGAUGAGUUUGAAAACAAGUAACAAGAAAAUGGGAAGAGGUUUCAUGUGCCAUUCUCAAUCAUCAACAGCAGUGUGUAUGAGUACACGUGAAUCUCAUGUUAUUGUACCUAAGAGGAUUGAAAAGAGUGUUUUUCAACAUGAUGAUACAAGACUCAUUAAUUUUGCUAAGUACUCAAAACUUGUUGAGUCUCCUAUGUCAAAUCCUGUUCCUAAGAUCGUUGUUAGAGAUAACUCGGUGAAGAAUCAAAAGUAUCAAGCUAUUGAACCAAGAGAACUUCAGAAAACACCAACAGAUAAUGUUUUUCAGGUGGUUGUGAUGCGGGUUGCUAUUCAUUGUCAAGGAUGUGCUGGCAAAGUCAAAAAACAUAUCUCUAAGAUGGAAGGAGUUACAUCAUUUACUAUUGAUGUUGAUUCUAAGAGGGUGACAGUGAUGGGGCACAUUUCUCCAAUGGAAGUUCUUGAGAGCAUUUCAAAGGUGAAAAAGGCAGAAUUGUGGACUACUACACCAUCUUGUUAAAUUACCAAUUCAGAGUAACCAUAAAAGGAAUCAUAGGAGAUGCAUGCAUAGCUAGAGUGUCAAUAAAGUUUGAAUUUUUCCUUUACCAUUUUGUUACCUUUUGUGGUCCUUAAUAGUUGUUGGGUAUACAUACCUACUCUAUUGACUUGGUUUUUUAUGGUACUAAUGUUUAAUGAUAUUUCAUUCCUUGUGACA
Molecule: messenger RNA, 911 nt
Organism: Trifolium pratense (red clover)
Lineage: Eukaryota; Viridiplantae; Streptophyta; Magnoliopsida; Fabales; Fabaceae
Product: heavy metal-associated isoprenylated plant protein 36-like
Exons: 3
Coding region: 198-716 (172 amino acids)
Molecular function (GO): metal ion binding
Source: RefSeq, a predicted model, not a curated record